AUGCAUAAUACGAUCGAAUCCAUUGUUGCUAUCACAACCAUCUUUAUCGCCAGCGGCUCGGCCUUCGUUAUAGAUACCUACAGCGGAACCAACUGUAACAACAUCGUUCAAAACAGUGUCAAUACCUGGGACAACACUUGUGCUACCUGGCCCGAAGGCUUCAAGUCCUUCAAGAUCACAACCUGGGGUGGCAGCCACCAAUACGCGUACUUCUUCUCGCCCGAUAACUGCGGUAGCCUCCCCGAUGCUAUCAACCAGGGUUACGUGGAUUCCACAACGAGCGAUUUCAAACUCAACAAGUGCUACUCUUUCAAUGAUGCGAGCGCGAAUGCAAUUGCUUCGUAUCGCGGAUAA
This is a messenger RNA of Ascochyta rabiei, 354 nucleotides long. RefSeq lists its product as uncharacterized. The record is from RefSeq and is a predicted model, not a curated record. The transcript has a single exon. Lineage: Eukaryota; Fungi; Ascomycota; Dothideomycetes; Pleosporales; Didymellaceae. Bases 1 to 354 code for a protein of 117 amino acids.